Messenger RNA from Lactuca virosa, 1338 nucleotides. The record is from the annotation of a GenBank genome assembly. Lineage: Eukaryota; Viridiplantae; Streptophyta; Magnoliopsida; Asterales; Asteraceae.
AUGGAGUGUCACAAGACCACCGAGCAUACUGCCUAUCCCUUGUUCUAUGAUGUCGAACCGUCGGAAGUCCGCAAACAACGGGGGGCAGUUGAAAAAGCCUUUGCGAAGCAUGAAAAUGAAGAGGCUGCAGAGAAAUGGAGGGAUGCUCUGAAAGAAGCAGCGGAUCUGGCUGGGUGGGAGUUGAAGAACACUGCCGAUAGGCAUGAAGCUAAGUUCAUCCAAAAAGUUGUUGGAGAAAUUUCACUAGAGUUAAGAUCCAUUGAUUUCAGCUUUGAUGAAAAAUUAGUAGGCAUGGAGACCAGGAUCUAUGAUGUGUUAUCAUUUCUAAGAACUAGUUUAAAUGAUGUUCGCACGAUCGGAAUCAAGGGAAUGGGAGGUGGUGGGAAGACAACUUUAGCCAGGGCUGUUUUUGAUCAAAUAUCCUUUCAAUUCGAAGGUAAAAGCUUCGUUGAGAAUGUUAGGGAAGUUUCAAAAGCUUCUUUGUCCGGUUUGAAGUCAUUACAAAACCAAAUUCUUUCUGAUGUCUUCAGUGAUCAGAGCAUCUCUGUUAGUAGUGUUUAUGACGGAAAAAACAUGAUGAAGAAGAGGAUGAAUAGCAAAAAGGUUCUUCUUGUUCUAGAUGAUGUGGAUCAUAUAGAGCAACUUGAGGCAUUAGUCGGUGAGACGAAUUGGUUUAAACCAGGAAGCAGAAUUAUCAUUACAACAAGAGAUGAGCAAGUGCUCGUAGCACAUGGAGUGAAGUCGAUUCAUAACGUCAAGUUGUUAUCUGAUAAUGAAGCAAUUUGUCUCUUCAAUAGGUAUGCCUUUGUGAGAGAGACUCCAGAUCUAACAUACAAAGAGCUAUCACGACUAGUUGUACAUUAUGCUGAUGGUCUUCCCUUAACGAUUAGAGUUUUGGGUUCGUUUCUUUGUGGUAAAAAUGAGCUUGAAUGGACAGAUGCCCUAAAAAGAUUAAAAACAAUCCCCUUAAUGGAAACUCUGAAAAAAUUAGAAUUAAGCUAUACCAGUCUAGAGGAGGAUUACAAAGAGAUUUUCCUGGAUGUUGCAUGCAUAUUAAAAGGAUGGUCGAAAGCUUUAGCAAUCGAAGCACUUGAAAGCUGUGGAUUUCAUGCUAGAAAUGGUUUAAGAGUUCUUGAGCAAAAAUCUCUCAUAACUAUUAAUCAUAAUGGGUAUCUGGGCAUGCAUGACCAUAUUGAAGAAAUGGGCAAGAAUAUUAUUCGUCGUACGCACCCGGAUAUGCCUCAUAAACAUAGUCGAUUGUGGAUUGAUGAGGAAAUCGAAGAUGUAUUGGCUAAUGACUUGGGAAGCAAUAAGAUAUAUACGAUUCUACGCGUGUAA